AUAAUAUGAGAAGCAGAGAUAAAACCGAAAGACAGUAAAAGCGCAUAAACCCUAGCUCGAAAAUCUCGCGAUAAAUAAAAAAAUUGCCUCGUCUGCAAUCUCCGUUUAUAUCUCCGUCGAGAAGACCAAUCUAUCUCCCCUGCUGUCAUUACUACCGCGGAAGAGUUGCUGCACGCCCAUGGUUCGAGAAAAAGAUGUCUGUUGGGAAUAUGCUGAUAAAUUAGACGGAAACAAGGUAAGAUGCAAAUUUUGCCAAAGGGUUUUAAAUGGAGGCAUCAGUAGAUUGAAACACCAUCUAUCUCGACUUCCAAGUAAAGGAGUAAAUCCUUGUAGCAAGGUCAGAGACGAUGUUACUGAUAGGGUACGGGCAAUUAUUGCAUCAAAAGAAGAUGUCAAAGAAAACUCUAGUGUGAAAAAGCAGAAGCUGCCAGAAGUCAAGUCUCCAAGUCCUGUUUCUGCAACUAAAGCUCUUCUAUCUAUAGAUGCAGCUUCCCCUGUAAUGAAGGGCUUCCUUACAGUCAGUCCUAUGACUCCUCCCUCUGUGAACCACCAAGAGAAUGCAGAGAAAAGUAUUGCUCUCUUCUUUUUUGAGAAUAAGCUAGACUUCAGCGUUGCACGGUCUUCAUCCUAUCAAGUAAUGAUUGAAGCCAUAGGGAAGUGUGGUCCGGGAUUCACUGGUCCAUCAGCAGAGAUGCUGAAGACAACAUGGUUGGAAAGGAUAAAGUCAGAAGUUGCCCUACAGUCAAAAGAUGUUGAGAAAGAGUGGACUACCACUGGUUGUACAAUUAUUGCAGACACAUGGACCGACAAUAAAUCAAGAGCCUUAAUUAAUUUCUUAGUCUCGUCACCAUCCAGGACGUUUUUCCACAAAUCUGUGGAUGCAUCUGCAUAUUUUAAGAACACAAAAUGCCUUGCUGAACUUUUUGACUCUGUUAUUCAAGAGUUCGGCCCUGAAAAUGUUGUGCAAAUUAUUAUGGAUAGCAAUUUUAACUACACUGGCAUUGCCAAUCACAUUGUCCAGAACUAUGGAACUAUAUUUGUCUCUCCUUGUGCUUCCCAAUGUUUAAACCUCAUUUUGGAGGAAUUCUCAAAGGUAGAUUGGGUAAGCAGAUGCGUUUUACAAGCACAGACCAUAUCAAAGUUUAUAUACAAUAAUGCAUUGUUGCUUGAUCUCAUGAAGAAGUUCUCUGGGGGCCAGGAACUAAUCAGGACCAGCAUUACAAAAUCAGUAUCCACCUUCCUUUCAUUACAGUCUAUGCUGAAGCAAAAAACAAGAUUGAAGCAUAUCUUCCACAGCCCUGAAUAUGCGUCAAACUCCUCAUAUGCAAAUAAACCACAAUGCCUAUCUUGUAUUGCAAUUGCUGAAGAUCUUGAUUUCUGGAGGACUGUGGAAGAGUGUGUUGCUAUCUCCGAGCCUUUUCUGAAAGUGUUGAGAGAAGUUUCUGAAGGAAAACCAACUGUAGGUUCCAUAUAUGAACUAAUGACGAGGGCAAAGGAGUCAAUUAGGACAUACUACAUAAUGGAUGAGAACAAGUGCAAAACAUUCUUAGAUAUUGUGGAUAAAAAGUGGCGGGACCAACUCCAUUCUCCUUUACAUGCCGCCGCCGCCUUCUUGAACCCUGGUAUUCAAUAUAAUCCUGAAAUAAAAUUUCUUUCCUCUAUAAAAGAAGACUUUUACAAGGUUUUGGAGAAACUGCUUCCUGUACCUGACAUGAGGCGUGAUAUCACCAAUCAAAUCUAUACCUUUACAAAGGCUCAUGGGAUGUUUGGAUGUAGCCUCGCAAAGGAGGCACGAACAACAGUUUCACCAUGGCUUUGGUGGGAACAAUAUGGUGACUCUGCCCCUGGGUUGCAACGAGUGGCCAUUAGAAUAUUAAGUCAAGUCUGUAGCACCUUCUCUUUUCAGCGGCACUGGAGUACAUUCCAGCAAAUUCACUCUGAGAAACGAAAUAAGAUUGACAGAGAGACGUUGAAUGACCUUGUCUAUAUAAAUUACAAUCUUAAGUUGGCUAGACAAAUGAAAGCCAAGUCUUUAGAAGCUGAUCCGCUUCAAUUUGAUGAUAUUGAUAUGACUUCGGAGUGGGUAGAGGAGAGUGAAAAUGCAAGUCCGACUCAGUGGCUCGAUCGUUUUGGCCCUGCCUUGGAUGCGAGUGAUCUGAAUACCAGACAGUUUAGUUCUGCUAUUUUUGGCGCAAAUGAUCCCAUAUUCGGAUUGUAAUUAUGGGGCUCAUUAAUUGCUCACUCGGAUCAUGCGUUCUUUGUAUAUUGACAUUAACAUGUUAAUGAUGUAGUAUAUUGUAUCAACCGCUAAUUAUGGCCAACAAGGCUGCUCCAACGUGUCGAGAACGACAGCAGCCAGCUGCCUCAUGUAGUGGGUAUCGAAGUUCGAAUCUCCUAAUUGUAUAUAGAACACAACUACUGUCAAUUUAUAGGAGGUAAAUUUUAAUAUUAACAUAUCAUCAAA
Molecule: messenger RNA, 2464 nt
Organism: Prosopis cineraria
Lineage: Eukaryota; Viridiplantae; Streptophyta; Magnoliopsida; Fabales; Fabaceae
Exons: 4
Coding region: 179-2218 (679 amino acids)
Molecular function (GO): protein dimerization activity; DNA binding
Source: RefSeq, a predicted model, not a curated record